Ctenopharyngodon idella (grass carp) is the source of this 1959-nucleotide messenger RNA. It is a transcript of the gene myef2, whose product is annotated as myelin expression factor 2. Gene Ontology annotation, cellular component: nucleus; post-mRNA release spliceosomal complex; cytoplasm. The transcript is spliced from 17 exons. Gene Ontology annotation, biological process: regulation of mRNA stability involved in response to oxidative stress. The record is from RefSeq and is a predicted model, not a curated record. Lineage: Eukaryota; Metazoa; Chordata; Actinopteri; Cypriniformes; Xenocyprididae. Gene Ontology annotation, molecular function: mRNA binding. The coding region runs from base 52 to 1758 and encodes 568 amino acids.
UACUCUCGCGAUAACUGAGCGCGGACGCGCGCUUGAGAGCGAGCAGCAGUGAUGGCGGACGCGGAGCUGGCGCUAGAUCUGACUGACAACAAGCAAGAAGAAUCAGGCGAUUCUCAGGCUGACGAAGGAGAACCGGAGCCCCAGCAGACACAGGAGAACACAAAUGGCGUUAAAACCGACGCCGAGGAGAAGCCGGAGCCCAAAGAGAAGAGCUCCGGGGGCCGAAAGUCGCACCGCUACCAUCCCUACAAAGAGCGUCACGGCGGCGGCAGUGGAGACAAGAAGGCCGCCCACAGGAACCGGGUGUUCAUUAGCAAUAUCCCUUAUGAUAUGAAGUGGCAGGCAAUUAAAGAUCUAAUGCGCGAGAAAGUUGGUGAGGUUACAUACGUGGAACUCUUUAAGGAUGGAGAAGGAAAGUCAAGGGGCUGUGGUGUGGUUGAGUUCAAAGAUGAAGAGUUUGUGAAGAAAGCCAUUGAAGUCAUGAGCAAACAUGAUCUGAACGGACGACCGCUGAACAUUAAGGAGGAUCCGGACGGCGAUCAUGCGCGGCGUGUCCUGCAGAGAUCAGGCCGGAUGUACGGAGGGGGUCGAGGGCAGGACGGCGGCCCAUCCGGGAUGAACGUCCCUCCCUCCAUCGCCAACAACCCCAACAUCCCUCCUGAGAUCAUCAGCGCGCUGCAGGCCGGACGUCUGGGAACCACUGUGUUUGUGGCCAACCUGGACUUUAAGGUGGGCUGGAAGAAGCUGAAGGAGGUGUUCGGCAUGGCGGGGACGGUGAGGAGGGCGGACGUGAAAGAAGACAAAGACGGGAAGAGCCGAGGGAUGGGGACGGUCACCUUUGAGCAGCCGCUGGAGGCCGUUCAAGCCAUCUCCAUGUUCAACGGUCAGAUGCUGUUUGACAGACAGAUGCAUGUGAAAAUGGAUGAUAAAUCACUUCCUCCAGAUGACGUCCGGCCAGCAGAGAAACCGCCACAGUUACCCAGAGGUCUGGGCGGCAUCGGCAUGGGUUUGGGUCCCGGCGGGCAGCCAAUCAAUGCCAACCGUCUCAGUGGAGGGGGCGUGGCCUCCAUGGGACCUGGAGGGAUGGACGGGCCGGGAUGCAGCAGCAUGAACCGCAUGAGUGGGAUGGGCGGAGGGUUUUCCGGCAUGGACUGCAUGGGAGGAAUGGGAGGAUUUGGUGGCAGAGACAUGGGACCCAUGGGCCGAAUGGGAGAUAUGUAUCGCUCUGGAAUGGCAGGGAUGGACAGAGACUUCGGCAGAAGUGACCUGGGAAUGAGCCGCCCGUUCGGAGACUCGUUUGGAGGUGGAGGAUAUGCAGGAAUGGGGAAUGCUGGGAUGGGACCCAUGGGCUCUGGAUUAGGAGGAGGAGGAGGAAUGAUGAAUAUGGGAAUGGACCGCAUGAAUUCUGGCUUUGACCGAAUGGCCGGAAACAUGGACAUGGGGCGUGGCUUCGGCCAGUACGGAGGAGGCUCAGGUCACAUGGGUGGAAUGAGUGACAGGGGGGCAGGGUCAAAGGGUGGAUGCCAGAUCUUUGUGAGAAACCUCUCCUAUGAUCUGACCUGGCAGAAGCUCAAGGAGAAGUUCAGUCACUGCGGUCAGGUGAUGUAUGCUGAAAUAAAGAUGGAGAACGGUAAAUCCAAAGGAUGCGGGACGGUGCGCUUCGACUCUCCCGAGAGCGCUGAGAAAGCCUGCAGAAUGAUGAACGGAACCAAGAUCAACGGACGAGAGGUUGAUGUUCGCAUCGACCGCAACGCUUGAAUCACUCUCACACGUCACCGCCCGCCUCUGUUUUGUUUUAAAAACAUCAUGACCGUCAUAUCUGAACAAUCUCACCAGCCGCUUCAACCUUUUAAUGUGUUAGUGCCCGCUUUUUUCUUUCUUUUCUUUUUUUUUUGUAAUCAUUAGUGGGGCGUUUGUCUCUGACUAAAUUUUAAAAAAUAAAAAGCCGGCUGUUGUAAA